AUGGCAGCACCGUUUUGGGGUCCUCAGACCUCUUACUUGAACUUUUGUGAAGAGGAUUAUGUUAUCACACGGUAUAUUGCUGAGUUUAUAAAUACUCUUAGUAGUUUGACUUAUGUGGCAUAUGGACUCUAUGGCUUGUUGACGUCGCCUAAGUUCCCGACUGGGCCGCGCUUGGCUUCGUACUGUGGACUAAUAGGCGUGGGGAUAUGCUCAGCUGGAUAUCACAUGACUCUCAAGUAUCACACCCAAAUGUCUGAUGAGUUGUCAAUGCAUCUUCUCACGACACCCCUCGUCUAUCGUCUUCUCAGCUUCAAAGCCAGUCCUCAAAAGACUCGGAUUAUUGGGGCAGUUCUCUCAAUACUGUUCACCAUUGUAAUGGUCACCCAUAUGGUCAUGGACGAGUUCCUCUUACAUGCCACCACGUUUGGCUUGAGCAUCUAUGUUAUUGCUACGCGGGUGCUGAAGAUCAUCCCACAACAAGUCAAGGAUCCUGUUAUCAGGAAGAAAUUGCAAAAUAUGGCUAUCCUCGGGCUUGGAUCAUUUGGCUUUGGGUAUAUCGUCUGGUUGAUUGAUGAGUUUGCUUGCCGGUACUUGACCCGUGCGAGACACGCAGUUGGUCUGCCCUUUGCGUUCCUCUUGGAGCUUCAUGGAUGGUGGCAUGUAUUCACCGCUAUCGGAGGCUAUACUGCCGUCGCAGUCAUCGAUAUCGUCACGACAGGGGAGGUGACCGAAGACCCUACGCACACUUUUGCUUGGCCUGUACCUUUUGCGGCCAGACUAAUAUCUGGCUCUUCUGGGUCUGUGAAGCAAGGUUGA
Fusarium redolens is the source of this 816-nucleotide messenger RNA. Its product is annotated as ceramidase. The record is from RefSeq and is a predicted model, not a curated record. Lineage: Eukaryota; Fungi; Ascomycota; Sordariomycetes; Hypocreales; Nectriaceae. Gene Ontology annotation, biological process: ceramide biosynthetic process; ceramide catabolic process. The coding region runs from base 1 to 816 and encodes 271 amino acids. The transcript is spliced from 7 exons. Gene Ontology annotation, cellular component: endoplasmic reticulum membrane.